CGGGCCUCGGGACGCGGAGCGACGCGGCCUAGCGCGGCGGACGGCCGAGGGAACUCGGGCAGCCGACCCGUCCCGCCAUGGAAAUGGAGAAGGAGUUCGAGCAGAUCGACAAGGCUGGGAACUGGGCGGCUAUUUACCAGGAUAUUCGACAUGAAGCCAGUGACUUCCCAUGCAAAGUAGCGAAACUUCCUAAGAACAAAAACCGGAACAGGUACCGAGAUGUCAGUCCUUUUGACCACAGUCGGAUUAAAUUGCACCAGGAAGAUAAUGACUACAUCAAUGCCAGCUUGAUAAAAAUGGAGGAAGCCCAGAGGAGUUACAUCCUUACCCAGGGCCCUUUACCAAACACAUGUGGGCACUUCUGGGAGAUGGUGUGGGAGCAGAAGAGCAGGGGCGUGGUCAUGCUCAACCGCAUCAUGGAGAAAGGCUCGUUAAAAUGUGCCCAGUAUUGGCCACAGGAAGAAGAAAAGGAGAUGGUCUUUGAUGACACAAAUUUGAAGCUGACACUAAUCUCUGAAGAUGUCAAGUCAUAUUACACAGUACGGCAGUUGGAGCUGGAAAACCUGGCUACCCAGGAGGCUCGAGAGAUUCUUCAUUUCCACUACACCACGUGGCCUGACUUUGGAGUCCCCGAGUCACCUGCCUCUUUCCUCAAUUUCCUAUUCAAAGUCCGAGAGUCGGGCUCACUCAGCCCGGAUCACGGCCCAAUUGUGGUCCAUUGCAGCGCUGGCAUCGGCAGGUCGGGGACCUUCUGCUUGGCAGACACCUGCCUCUUACUGAUGGACAAGAGGAAGGACCCGUCCUCCGUGGACAUCAGGAAGGUGCUGCUGGAGAUGCGCAGGUUCCGCAUGGGGCUCAUCCAGACGGCCGACCAGCUGCGCUUCUCCUACCUGGCUGUCAUCGAGGGCGCCAAGUUCAUCAUGGGCGACGCAUCAGUGCAGGAUCAGUGGAAGGAGCUCUCCCAUGAAGACCUGGAACCUCCACCUGAGCACGUGCCCCCACCUCCCCGGCCACCCAAACGCACACUGGAGCCUCACAAUGGGAAAUGCAAGGAGCUCUUCACCAACCACCAGUGGGUGAACGAGGAGACCUGUGAAGAUGAAGACAACCUGGCCAGAGAGGAAGUCGGAGCCCCCUCAAGUGCUGCGCACAGCGUGAGCAGCAUGAGUCAUGACACUGAAGUUAGGAAACGGAUGGUGGGUGGAGGUCUUCAAAGUGCUCAGGCAUCUGUCCCCACCAAGGAAGAGCUGUCCCCAACUGAGGAGGAACAAAAGGCACAAUGGCCAACUCACUGGAAGCCCUUCCUGGUCAACGUGUGCAUGGCCACAGUCCUGGCAACCGGUGCAUACCUCUGCUACCGGGUAUGUUUUCACUGACAGACUGGGAGGCGUGAGUGUGGGGCACUGCCACUGCCCAGCUUAGGAUUCAGUCUGCGGCGUCUGACCUGGCGUAGAGCAAACAACAGCUCGCAAGCCUGCGCUGGAACUGGAAGGGCCAGCCCCAGGAGGGGCAUCAGUGCACUGGGCUUUGAAGGAGCCCCUGGUCCCAAGAUCAGAGUCUAAUCUCAGGGCCUUAACCUGUUCAGGAGAAGCAGAGGAAAUGCCAAAUACUCUUCUCGCUCUCACCUCACUCCUCCCCUUCCUCUGGUUCAUUUGUUUUUGGAAAAAAAAGAAUUACAACACAUUGUUGUUUUUAACAUUUAUAAAGGCAGGUUUUUGUUAUUUCUGGAGGAAAAAAAAGAUGCUAGGCACUGGUGAGGCUCUCGUGCCGUUUGGCGUGUGAUCAGAUUCACGAUUUCCAUUGAGUUCCAGGGGAAGGACCCCACCGGCUAGGACUGUAAGGUUCCUGCUGGCUUGGGCAACCCCCACUGCACCCUGAGCUCGCAGGUGCCCUGGAGCCCCACCCUGCUGAGAGGACAGCCACAGCACAGGCUGCCUCUGCACAGCAAGCCAGGCUCUGCUUCGCUCAGGUAUCCCCUGCAGUUCCUCCCUCCUCCCUCCUCCCUCUUUGUGACUGCCAUCUGUAAGAUGGCCCUGCCCUCACCACCCCACCCCUGUAUAUGAGUUUCCCUGAGGGUCUUGCCUCGGGUCAUCAGAGGUGGCUGCCAGCCCUAGUGCUGGGGUUUCCAUUUCAUUUGGAAAGUCAUUACUACUCGGUGUAGAAGCCACUCCACUGAGGUGCAAGCAAGACUGAUGGAGGAGGAAGGAGCCUUGUCAUGGAAUCCACUCCCCAGGACCUGUACCAACCUCUGAAACACUCAGUCCUGUUCCAGUGACCAUCCUUAAAGGCAUCAGAUAGGUGAUGUUUGCAGACUGCAAAGACUUUUCCUGAGUGGUGGUUUUCAGAGUCUGGACUCAGAAAACACCACCGAGCGCUUCCCUGGCUGCCUCUGAGGCUGGUGUGGCUGAGGCUGUGGGGAGGCGACCGCUGUGGGUUCCUCCAGGGCACUUGUGUUUGCAGUUGCUGUCCAGCAGCACAGCCAGUGCUCCAGCCAGCCUCUGGGCUGCAGCCCCAGUGGCUGCGGUGGCCCCCAGAGCCAGCCGCCAUGGACGCUUGCUCACUUGGGGCCGCCUUCCCAGGCCAUGCGGCUCCCAUCCUGCAUCCCCUUCUUCGUUCUUCCUGGAGUGGCAAGCCCACGAUCAUGAGGUGUUCGAGGGAGCCUCACGUGUGGCGUGAGGCCCGCCCGCCCGCCCUCCGAGGAGCCACUCUACUCUUAUUUAUUCACUUUGCUCAGAGGCAACCCCCAAGUGAGCACACCCUGAAACUGACGCGUAAGGUGUCCACCUGCACCCAGGACUGUCAGGUACAGUGACAGGUCAGUGCUGGGGUCGAGUGAGGCAGGAGUGCAGGACUGACAGGAUCCACUGUGUGGCCAAUGCUGGGGCAGGGGCAGGAGCCAGAGAGUGUGCAGGAUCAAGGCUGGGCGUUCUCCCAGAGACCUAGAUCCCCUUCCUUUCCUCUGCUUUCCCUGUGAGUUAGAAAACACACAGGCUCCUGUCCUCGUGGUGCCAUGUGCUUGACAUGAGAGACUUAAAUGCCUACUCACUGGCAGGAACCUUUCAUGCUCUGACCACAAGUGGUCGUCGCUGAGUCACCACCGCCACUCAGAGUGACAACAGUACUGUCCAGUGCAGAUGCCGCCUGACUUCUGGCUUCUGGCCUGCCCCACCACGCCCCGCUGGAUCUGACAUUCCACACUCACACCUCAUUCCCUGGACACUAGGCGAGCAGGGCUUGCCCUUCCACCUCUGGGGUCAGCCCCUCCAUUCCGAGUUCAUGCUGUUGUGGAGCAGGCGGGGGCUGGAAGCCAGGCAGCUCGUGAGAAGCACCCUCCUGGGAACAGGAUGGGCAACAGUCCUUAGAGUCUGCCUGCUGUCGUUGCUGGCCUGGGUCACCUUGCCCACCCGGGAGAAACUGAUGACGGUGCUCUUGACUCUUCUGUGAGGGGACUUAACCUCCACAUUGGGUGGCUUUUUUAAAUAAGCGAAGGCAGCUGCAACUCCAAACUGCCUCUUGCCAGCAUUUCACAUUUUGCCUUUCACCCAGAGAAGCCAGCACAGAGCCACUGGGGAACAGUGACGGCCUUGCCUGCAGAACCUGGGGAGGUGGCAGAGCCAGGGUCCAGGCUGGGAGCAGUCAGCAGUGGGCUGUGUCUGGAGGAGUGCGGUGUGUACAGUAGCCUUAGAGGUGGAUAUCCUGGAGAACAGGCGCACUCUGCCCUGUCGCCCCGUUGGAGGUAGCGAGCUGCUGUAUGCCUUAAGUCAAUAUUUACUCAGCAGGGCGUGUUUCUCUCUCUCUCUCUCUCUCUCUCUCUCUCUCUCUCUCUCUCUCUCUCUCUCUCUCAAUGGCCAUAGAAUAAACCAUUUUUACAAAAAUAAAAACCAACAAAAAAGAGUGUCCUGGAAUAGUACCUUUGCAGGAGUGUGGGGUAUCUCAGGGUCUUCUGUGACCUCACAGAACUGUCGGACUGCACCAUUUCCAACUUGCUGUCUCACUAAUGGGUCUGCAUUAGUUGCAACAAUAAAUGUUUUUAAAGAACACA
Messenger RNA from Grammomys surdaster, 4042 nucleotides. RefSeq names its product protein tyrosine phosphatase non-receptor type 1 (gene Ptpn1). Bases 78 to 1376 code for a protein of 432 amino acids. Lineage: Eukaryota; Metazoa; Chordata; Mammalia; Rodentia; Muridae. Gene Ontology annotation, biological process: protein dephosphorylation. The transcript has 9 exons. The record is from RefSeq and is a predicted model, not a curated record. Gene Ontology annotation, molecular function: protein tyrosine phosphatase activity.